Exophiala bonariae is the source of this 675-nucleotide messenger RNA. RefSeq lists its product as uncharacterized. Gene Ontology annotation, cellular component: ESCRT III complex; multivesicular body. The transcript has 2 exons. The record is from RefSeq and is a predicted model, not a curated record. The coding region runs from base 1 to 675 and encodes 224 amino acids. Lineage: Eukaryota; Fungi; Ascomycota; Eurotiomycetes; Chaetothyriales; Herpotrichiellaceae. Gene Ontology annotation, biological process: late endosome to vacuole transport; endosome transport via multivesicular body sorting pathway; protein transport.
AUGCAGUCCUUCAAAGCAGUCUUCUUCAAACCUGACCCCCAGGAACAAAAACGGAAAUGCGACUCCAUCAUUCGCAAGAACGUUCGUGGCUUGGAUCGUGAUAUUCUCAACCUCAAAGUCACCGAACAAAAAACAAAGUCACUCAUUCUCCAAUCCUCCAAACGCGCACAGAAGAACCCUUCACAGGCCAACCAGGCUAUUGCCGAAACACGGCUUUAUGCCCGAGAAUUACUUCGGGUGCGGAAACAGGCGGGGAGAUUACAUACAAGCAAAGCACAACUACAGAGUGUCCAGAUGCAAGUCAACGAAGCGUUUGCCGUGCGGAAGAUCGAGGGAAGUCUCAAAGCAAGCACGAGUAUUAUGAAGGAUGUCAAUACCCUCGUACGACUACCGGAAUUGACAGGCACCAUGCAAGAACUCAGUCAAGAGUUGAUGAAAGCUGGUAUCAUCGAGGAGAUGGUGGGGGAUGCUCUACCAGAUGAUCAGCUACUAGAGGGAGAGGAUGAAGAGGCCGAAACCGAGGUGGACAAGGUAUUGGGAGAAGUCCUCAAAGGCAGAUUGGGGACUGCAGAACAGAAGAUUCCCGACCUGCCGGUGGAGGAGGAAGAGGAAGCAGAAGACCGAGAAGCCGAACUGGAGCAGAUGCGAGGGCGGUUGGAAGCACUCAAGAGUUGA